AUGGUGGAAAAACUAGGGGUAAGCCAGACCUACAAGGUGCACGUUUUGCAGAAAUGCAAAUCAACACCCAGGUUUGCAAAACAUCUGCUUGGUGAAAGGCCCAGUGUUCGGUAUACAGAAGGGGGAAUCCUGCUGCAUGAACCUGUGCACUUCAAGAAGCUGACACAGUUUCAAAAUGUCCUUUCUGCAGCAUUUGGAAGUGGUCCUGACCAAGAAUACUUGGUUUCCUAUAGGAUGACAAAAGAUCAUGUCACCUUCCACAGCAUGAUGUAUCCUAGAAAAGGAAAUUCGUGCAGUUACCUUGUUCAGUUUUGUGCACAUGGGAGGAAAUGCUAUGGCAGAGUGGUUUGCUACAUCCUCUUCCAGAAUGUUGCCUAUGCAUUGAUCACCGAGUAUGGCUUGACUGGAUUAAAUGUUUGCCAAGACCUUCCUCUA
Messenger RNA from Pocillopora meandrina, 435 nucleotides. NCBI's taxonomy places the organism in Eukaryota, Metazoa, Cnidaria, Anthozoa, Scleractinia, Pocilloporidae. The record is from the annotation of a GenBank genome assembly.